ACUACGCUCUCCCACCAGUAAACCAAGUAAACAUAAACCAAAUUUUAACGGACCAGCUAUGAACACAAUUUAUCAGAAAAAUUCACAGCUGUUACCUUUGCUGAUGUAAUAGUGACAAAAACGAUGUAAAUAAAUUAAAGACUUAUAUGCUACUUGUAUCCUAAUAAACGUUUAGUAUGUGCUAUUUGUAUCGUCAAUAUAAUUUUCUAUAAAUUACAACAAUUUUACAGUAUACGUUUGAAAAGGAGCACGCGAAUGUGAAAGACAGCUUUUUCAACUUUGAAUCAUCCCGAGGACAGAAACAUGAAUUUUAAUCCACUCAUAGUGCAUACAAUUUCAUUUUUAAACAUGUUGGCAGUAGUACUCAUUUUUGAAGCAUUAUGUAUAUUAGUCGUUUUGCCUAUUUUAUUAAUAAUAUCGAGAAAACUAUAUUCUAAAAAACGAGCAAAAAGAUCGAGAAAGAAAAUAGUUGUAGGCAUCUUUCAUCCUUAUUGUAAUUCAGGUGGUGGCGGCGAAAGAGUACUUUGGGCUGUGAUUAGUGCCAUACAAGCCAGAUAUUCCAAUGUACACAUAGUAGUUUAUACCGGAGAUCUAGAUGCCGACCCAGAACAGAUUCUUAGCAAAACAGAGAAAGUAUUUAAUUUUAAAACCCAGCACAAAAUUGAAUUUGUGUACCUGCAUAGACGUAAAUGGGUGGAAGCUUCUAUGUACCCUUAUUUUACACUUUUGGGUCAAAGCUUAGGAUCCAUUUGGUUGGGUAUAGAAGCUUUAAACAGUCUUGUGCCAGAUAUUUACAUUGAUACUAUGGGUUAUGCCUUUACAUAUCCAUUAUUUAGAUAUAUCGGUGGGUGUCGAGUAGCAACAUACACUCACUAUCCCACAAUUUCAACAGAUAUGCUCAGACACAUUUAUAGAAGAGUUGUAUCUCAUAAUAAUAGAAGAGUUAUAGCUAGGAACCCAUUUUUGUCGGCAGCCAAAAUUGUUUACUAUAAAUUGUUUGCAUUUCUCUAUGGUUGGGUUGGCAGUUGCGCAGAAAUUAUAAUGGUUAAUUCCUCGUGGACCGAAGAACACAUUAACGCAAUUUGGAAGUGUCCGUUAAAAACUCAUAGGAUUUAUCCGCCGUGCGAUGUGAAGCACUUAACGGAACUACCACUUCUCAGCGAUGAUGAGAAAUGUGAUAAAAUUCGUAUAGUAUCGGUUGCACAAUUUAGGCCAGAAAAAAAUCACCCGUUAAUGUUGAGAAUAAUGUAUGAACUUAGAUCGAUUGUUAAAGAAGAAACGUGGGAGAAAAUUCGACUAAUUCUUGUUGGCUCUUGUCGAAAUGCAGAUGACGAAGUACGCGUAAAAGAUAUGCAGGAUUUAUCGAAACACUUUGCAUUAGAUGAAAAUGUGGAAUUCAAAUUAAACAUACCAUACUCGGAGCUUAUCUCAGAACUUCAAAGAGCAACAAUAGGACUACAUACAAUGUGGAACGAGCAUUUUGGUAUCAGUGUUGUUGAAUGUAUGGCAGCAGGAUUAAUUGUAGUGGCUCAUUCUUCCGGUGGUCCAAAAGCUGAUAUAAUAGAGACACAGCCUGGAUCACAAAAUGGAUUUUUAGCUGAAGAAGCUGAAGAAUACGCAACGAUAAUAGCGCAUAUUAUAAAUAUGCACCCAGAAGACAAAAAUGCUAUUCAAAUGGCUGCCAGAGCAUCCGUAAGUCGAUUUUCGGACGAAGCAUUUGAAACGGAAUUUUCACGAACGAUAGAACCAUUUUUUAGGCAAAAACAAGAAUGACUGUUUCACAUGGAAAAAUAAUUUUUAAGUACCAAUUUAUAAAUAAAAACUA
Hylaeus volcanicus is the source of this 1825-nucleotide messenger RNA. It is a transcript of the gene Alg11, whose product is annotated as GDP-Man:Man(3)GlcNAc(2)-PP-Dol alpha-1,2-mannosyltransferase. The transcript has 8 exons. The record is from RefSeq and is a predicted model, not a curated record. Lineage: Eukaryota; Metazoa; Arthropoda; Insecta; Hymenoptera; Colletidae. The coding region runs from base 304 to 1773 and encodes 489 amino acids. Gene Ontology annotation, biological process: protein N-linked glycosylation. Gene Ontology annotation, molecular function: GDP-Man:Man(3)GlcNAc(2)-PP-Dol alpha-1,2-mannosyltransferase activity. Gene Ontology annotation, cellular component: endoplasmic reticulum membrane.